AAAAGCGGUCGGAAAAGCGGUAAUUAAAGGUACCCCCCAUUGGAAGUUAAAAGAAGAAUACAACAAGAGAGCACAAUGUCUUCAGUUUCAGCUUAUUACAAUGGAAAGACUGUACUGAUCACAGGAGCUACAGGUUUCAUGGGCAAAGUACUGGUGGAAAAACUACUGCGUUCCAGCCCUGAAGUGAAAGCUGUUUAUAUACUUGUAAGACCGAAGGCUGGACAGUCAAUGCAAGAGAGAGUGGCAAACAUGUUGAAAUGCAAGGUCUUUGACAGAGUACGAGAAGAUUGCCCUAAUUUUCACGAGAAGAUUAAGCCUAUUAAUGCUGAACUCACUCAGCCCAAGCUGGCCAUCAGCGCUGAAGAUGAGGAGGAGCUCCUGACUCGGAUCAAUAUUGUCUUCCACUGUGCUGCAACAGUUCGCUUUGAUGAACCUCUGAAACAUGCCCUGCAGCUGAAUGCAAUGGGCACGCAGCGACUUCUAGAGCUGGCCCGGCAGAUGCAGAAGCUUGAGGCAUUCAUCCACAUCUCCACAGCCUAUGCUAACUGUGUACGGAAACGCAUAGAUGAAGUCAUCUACCCGCCCCCUGCUGAGCCCAAGAAGCUCUUCGAUUUAGUAGAGUGGUUGGAUGAAUCUAUUAUUCAGGACAUCACACCCAAGCUGCUUGGGGACUGGCCGAACACCUAUACUUACACCAAAGCCUUGUCAGAAUACCUGAUUCAGCAAGAGAAAGGAAACUUGAACAUUGCUAUCAUCAGGCCAUCCAUUGUGGGAGCUAGCUGGCAUGAGCCUUUCCCAGGUUGGAUUGACAGCUUCAAUGGGACAAGUGGAAUCUUUGUUGCAGCAGGUAAAGGGAUCCUGCGAUCCGUCAUUGCCAAUAAUGAAGCGGUGGCAGACAUGAUUCCAGUAGAUGUUGUCAUCAACCUCACCCUCGCGGCCGGGUGGUACACUGCUGUACACAGACCAAAAAACAUGUUGGUGUAUAAUUGUACAACGGGUGGAAUCAACCCUUUCUUCUGGGGAGAAAUGGAACAGUAUGUGAUGUCCACAUUCAAAAGGAACCCACUUGAGCAGGCCUUUAGAACACCCAAUGCUCACUUGACAUCAAACUACCUGAUAAAUCAGUAUUGGAUAACUGUCAGUCAUAAAGCUCCAGCCAUACUCUAUGACUUGUACAUGAGACUUACAGGAAGGAAGCCCAGAAUGAUGAAGAUAAUCAAUCGACUGCACAAGUCUUUGAUGCUCCUGCAGUAUUUCUCCACCCAGUCCUGGGACUGGUCUUCUGAUAAUAUGAAUAUGUUAAUGAGUCAUCUUAACCCAGAGGACAAAAAGUUGUACAACUUUGAUGUUCGCCAGCUGCAUUGGUCAGAGUACAUUGAAAGCUACUGCCUCGGUGCUAAGAAGUACUUACUAAAUGAGGACAUGUCUGGGAUUCCAGCAGCAAAGCAGCACUUAAGAAAGCUGAGGAAUAUUCGAUAUGCAUUCAACACCACACUCCUAGUGAUCAUUUGGCGCAUUUUCAUUGCAAGGUCACAGAUGGCUCGAAACAUCUGGUACUUUGUGGUGAGCCUCUGCUAUAAGUUCCUUUCCUACUUCAGGGCAUCCAGUACCCUCAGGCACUGAAGCAGUCUCUUGGCAUCCAGCCUCUUCCAGAAGGACCUCCACCUCCUCUAAUCCUCAAUUGUGGGCAUCCAGGCCUGAAAGCAGCAGAAAAAUCGAUUCCCUC
Molecule: messenger RNA, 1726 nt
Organism: Tinamus guttatus (white-throated tinamou)
Lineage: Eukaryota; Metazoa; Chordata; Aves; Tinamiformes; Tinamidae
Product: fatty acyl-CoA reductase 1
Biological process (GO): long-chain fatty-acyl-CoA metabolic process
Cellular component (GO): peroxisome
Molecular function (GO): alcohol-forming very long-chain fatty acyl-CoA reductase (NADP+) activity
Source: RefSeq, a predicted model, not a curated record